AUGCCUCGCCGUUCGCUUCGAAAUUCGGCGCCUACGAAGCAGCAAACCAAGCACCAGCUUGAUACGCCGCCGUCCGACCAGAAUACAAGUUCGAAACGCCGGAGAAAUGACCCCAAAGAGCUACCGUCUAGGUCUAGAACCUCCAGACGUACCUCAUCCACCGCAAAGAAGAGCAAAUACUUCGAACAAGAAGCUUGUGAUCCGGAAUUGAGUGAGAGUGACUUGACUCCGUUAGCCUCCAGCAGCUCAAAACGAGCUUCUCUGAAAAGCUAUAACGAAACGGAGGACCCAUAUGAACCUGGGGUGGAGAGCUCUGCAAGUGCGGAGGCUGAGGAUACUGCAGAAGAUAAUGAGGGCGAGGACGAAGAAUUUAGAGACAAGAAGAAAAGAUAUAAUAAAAAGAAACUAGGAGUAACAAAAAAGAAAGGUCCUAGGAAAGAAGAUGCCGUUACUGAACCCCUGGGAUCUAGCAAAGGCAAUGAGCUAUGGAGAGAGGGUGUAAAGACUGGGCUGGAACCAGGAAAGGAAGUUUUUAUCAAGCUUCCAACUCCGAGAGAUGAUGGAGGCAUACCCUACGAAGAUGGUACAAUCCAUCCAAACACCGUCCUCUUCCUAGCGGACCUGAAAGAGAAUAAUGAUCGGGAAUGGCUGAAAAAACAUGAUGUUGAUUAUCGAAAAUCCAAGAAGGAUUGGGACACGUUCGUUGAGGCCUUGAAUGAAAAACUUGCAGAGAAAGAUGAGACUAUUCCAGAGCUACCUGCCAAAGACUUGGUCUUCAGGAUUUAUAGAGACGUUCGGUUCAGCCAUGACCAAACACCCUACAAACCACAUUUCUCAGCAGCAUGGUCUCGUACUGGACGGAAAGGCCCAUAUGCAGCAUACUACCUCCACCUUGAACCUGGCAAAUGUUUUAUAGGAUCGGGAUUAUGGAUGCCUGAAGCUAGUAAGCUCGCGCUUAUUCGUCAGGAUAUCGAUCGGAACUCGCAAAGACUCAAGGCGAUCUUGAUGAGUCCAGACGUCAGGGGAGAAAUCCUCGGCGGUGUUCCUAAUGACGAAAAGAAGGUCAUCAAGGCCUUUGUUAACCAAAAUAAAGAGAGUGCUCUCAAGACUAAACCAAAGCGAACUGCAGUCAACCCAUCACCCAAACGAAGUAUUGCCUCAUCUAGGUUCUUCAAUUGCCGAUUUUAA
This is a messenger RNA of Microsporum canis CBS 113480, 1188 nucleotides long. RefSeq lists its product as hypothetical. NCBI's taxonomy places the organism in Eukaryota, Fungi, Ascomycota, Eurotiomycetes, Onygenales, Arthrodermataceae. Bases 1 to 1188 code for a protein of 395 amino acids. The transcript is spliced from 7 exons. The record is from RefSeq and is a predicted model, not a curated record.